Messenger RNA from Rosa rugosa (rugosa rose), 3184 nucleotides. RefSeq lists its product as uncharacterized. NCBI's taxonomy places the organism in Eukaryota, Viridiplantae, Streptophyta, Magnoliopsida, Rosales, Rosaceae. The record is from RefSeq and is a predicted model, not a curated record. The coding region runs from base 98 to 2740 and encodes 880 amino acids. Gene Ontology annotation, biological process: DNA-templated transcription termination. The transcript is spliced from 8 exons.
CCCAUUUCCAAUAUGCUUUGUUUAUAGCCAAAGCUGUGCAUCUAUUCUUCUUAACACCCAAUCUCAAACUUCUUUCUUUGGAUAUUUCUUGCAAUUCAUGGCUUGGGAUCUCUGGGGUCCGUCACCUCCUCAAGUUGAACUUGGGACUACUUACUUCCCGGAAUCUGAAUGGCAGUGCGACUUUUACUUUGGUUAUGGACAUGAUGUUAUAGAAGAAAAUGCGCUAAACGAGAAACUUUGUUUAGAAGUAGUGAGGAGAUGGAUAGCAAAGACCGAUACUGAAAUUGAUGAACUCGAAAAGGAUUUGGUGUCUCUUCAAAGCGAACUAGCGUGGGCUAAACAUGAAGAAUGGCCUGACACAUGUUGUGGUGCUUUGAGAGAAAAGAUUGCUUUCCUUGACAGUUCUCUUAAGAACUUGAGAAAUAAAGAUGAGAAUAAUAUUGAGGUUCAGUCACUGAUGCAUACAGAAUCUGCAGAGAGUAUAGACGAGCUAAUGAAGGAUCUUCUUCGAAAAUACGUCCUGGAGAAAGAUGAGCAGCCUGCAAAGACUGAGAUCAUAGAUUCCAGCUCAGAAUCUUGGAGACUUGCUGCUGGCUACUCUGACAACAAGAAAACGUCAAGUGAGAGUAAUUCAGAAAGCAGUAGGCAAUCGGAGGCCAAAGGACAAGGUCCUGAAGAAAAGGAAACAUCAAGAAUGACUUCUAACAAUGAACAGCCUGCAAAUACUAUUACUAUGAAUUCCAGCUCUGAUUCUUUGGGCCUUGCAGCUGGAUUCACUGAAAAGAAGUUUACGUCAAGUAAUAGUAGUACAGAAAGCAGUAGGCAGUGUGAGGAAAAAGGUCAAGGUGUAGCUCCUGAAGAAAAGGAAUCAUCAUGUAUGAUCAACAACAAACAGCCUGCACAAACUAGUAUCAUGGGCUCCAGCCCAGAUUCUUUGAAACUUACAGCUGGCUACAUUGACAAGAAAACAACAAGCAGUUGUGAUUCAGAAAGCACUAGGCCAUGGGAGGCCAAAGGACUAGGUUUUCUUACUGAAGAAAAGGAAAUGGUUCCAACUGCAUCUUCGCACUAUGAAGGAAAUCGUAUGCAAAAUUCAGAAGUUAAGUGUAUGAGUACAAAAUAUUCAACUAGUGUUAGCUCCAUUGAUGAGAAGUCAAGCCAAGAAAGUUUUGAUUCUAAAUUGAUUGAUGAGGUGGUAGAGCACUCUUUGAUACCCACAGAAGAUAAUAUAGGUACUUCACAGAGGCCUGAUGGACAUGAAUCAGAUGUCAGUAAAACGCCCCCAGAUGUUAUUGCCAGUGAUUCUCUUAUAUAUGGAAAUGGCUGUUCCAGUGAGGUGAAAAAUUCAUGCAUGCCUAUUUUGACAGAAAAUGGAUGUGAUGAAAUAAGGAAACAGCUUUCUACUGCUACAGCUAGAAGUCCAACCUUGAUGUCAUCUUUAACUCCUGAAAUCAAGGCAACCCUUCAAAAUACCAAAAAGCAGCCUGCAUGUUCCCUUGUUGAGUAUGGUGGUGAAGAUACUUUGAGAGAAUCAGCUGGCAUCAAGAAGAGUAAUGAAUGCUUGGAAUCCAAAUUGUGUGCUUUAAGCCCGACAAAAGGUGAUGUAGAGCAAAAGCUAAUUGACUUUGUUCCGCAAACUGCACUAAAAGUGGGCAUUAAAGAAUCAAAGAUGACUCUGGGUAACAUGAUUGGCUGUCCAAAUAAGUCUUUAAAGACCGCUGGGAAUGGAAGAAAUCAUCGACAAACAGUCAGGUUUCAAGGCCGGAUCACUGAUGAGGAAGAUUCUGAUCAGUUUGGAACAGCAAAAGAAACUCAAAAGGAUGAGAAUGCUGAUCUUGAUAGUAAGCCCCUUUUGCCCUUGGGUUUGAAACCACAAAGGCCAAAGCGAAAGAGGAAAUUACCAUUGACUGUGCAGAAUGUCCAAGAAACAUGUUUUCCUUCUACAGAAAUGAGUUCAAAUACGACGUUUAUUUCAAAAGCUCAAAAGGAACAAAAAUCCAAAGUAAUUGAUGACUAUACUAGGUUAAAUCAGUUUUUUGGUUCGAAGCAGUGUGAAAAAUCAGGCCAUCUUGAACAAUAUGAAGACAAAGAACAUGCCACCUCUCUUGGUAACAGUAAAACUUCAGCUUCACAGUUGCAAAAGAAGAGGAAAAGGACUCCAAGUUUCCAAUUUACUGCAGACACUGAAGAAUGCACUGGAUAUCUAGGCUCGAAAGAUUUACACAGGGAUGUGCAAAAGAAGAGGAAAGUGACGUCAACUUUGACACGUCCUGCAGAGGUUAAAGAUUUGUCUUUUUUGGGAUUGCAAGAUUCACACAGAGACGCAACUAAUGGUUCUAUUGGGGAAGAUCUCAAGCAUCCAGAAAAGGAAGAUCCAAAAAUGGUAGAGGCUUCAAAGUCACAAAAGCAGAGGAAAAUGACUUCAACUCUCUCACUUCCUGCAGAAAGUAAAGAUUUGCCUUUAGGUUUGGGCUUGCUAGAUUUACACAAGGACAGGGACACAACUAAUGGUUGGACUGAGGAAGAUCCUCUGAUUGUAAAGUCCUAUUCUGGAGAUGAUUCUCAAGCUAGGAAUUUGGUUCCAUAUGCUAUUCCAACUUCUAUUCCAAGUCUGAGGUUGAAGGAAAUGACGGUAGGUCAACUGAAGGAAUUGGCAAAGAGGCUCGAAGUGAAAGGCUUUUCCAAGCUUAAGAAAAUGGAGCUGGUUGAGCUACUAGCCAUGAAACAGAGAGGUCACUAAUUUUUGAUGUAUGCGUAUAUAUUUGUUUUGUUUUGGUCUCUCCAUCUGCCCUUGUUUUGUAGUCAUGUUCCCUGGGUUUGUUUGAUGUCCUAUGGCCGGCUAUAGUAUGAAAGGCAAUGAACAUAGAGAUGCCCUUUUAGUAUAGGAAAGAGAGUAGUCAUUCCCUCCUAUAGGUUUCAGUUUCAGGUAACCAGGUUUGCAUGAAAUGAUGCUUCACAUAUUGCAGGUAUAUUUGUGUUGAAGACUUGAAAUUGAGAAUUUUGUGAGGAUGUUACCUUUGUCCUCAGGUCUUGAGAACACAAACUUUUGGUUUUUGCAUCGGAAUAUAAGAGGAAUGAAUAAGAUGAGUUUCUUGUGUUAGUUAUGGAUUAUGUCCUUUUGGCAUGCAUGGUCAUUUUUUAUCUGAAGUUUCUUGUUAGUUUGGUUCAUAUAAUCUGUUCCUCG